Molecule: messenger RNA, 1096 nt
Organism: Xenia sp. Carnegie-2017
Lineage: Eukaryota; Metazoa; Cnidaria; Anthozoa; Malacalcyonacea; Xeniidae
Product: GTP cyclohydrolase 1-like
Exons: 6
Coding region: 85-753 (222 amino acids)
Biological process (GO): tetrahydrofolate biosynthetic process; tetrahydrobiopterin biosynthetic process
Cellular component (GO): cytoplasm
Molecular function (GO): GTP cyclohydrolase I activity; zinc ion binding; GTP binding
Source: RefSeq, a predicted model, not a curated record
UCGAUGUAUAAUACACAGGAAAUGCACGGUAAGUGUAUUUUAUAUAUAAAGGUUUUCCUAGAGUCGUGUUAACGAGGAUUGGAAAUGGCGUCUGCGAAAUACGACAAGGAGAGCAAUGUUUUGCCCGAAAUGGUCGUACCAGCGGUUGAACAAAGAUCAAACGAGAAAAGCGAUAAAGACACAAGACUAAAUAAAAUGGAAUCUGCUGUUGUAUCAAUUAUCGAUGCAAUUGGUGAAAAUCCUUUUCGAGAUGGCUUAUUAAAAACACCACGUCGAGCUGCGGAAGCUUUCAAUUUCUUUACGAAAGGCUACGAAGAAUCGCUCGAAGAAAUCAUCAAUGAUGCUGUAUUUGAAGAAGACCAUGAUGAACUUGUUCUUGUGAAAGAUAUAAACAUGUUCUCAAUGUGUGAACAUCAUUUAGUGCCAUUUUUGGGCAAAGUUGCAGUUGGUUAUCUUCCUGAUAAAAAAGUCCUGGGUCUUAGUAAAAUUGCUAGAAUUGUCGAGUUGUAUAGUCGUCGAUUACAAGUACAAGAACGAUUGACGAAGCAAAUUGCGGUAGCUGUCGCGAAGGCAAUCAAUCCAACUGGCGUUGGUGUUAUUAUUGAAGCAUGUCAUAUGUGUAUGGUGAUGCGAGGUGUCCAAAAGACAGGGAGCUCGACGGUAACUAGUUGUAUGCUUGGAGUUUUUCGUGACGACGCAAAAACAAGAGAAGAAUUUUUAAAAUUAUCAUCUAGCAACACUUCGUUAUUUUAAUUUCGUUUAGUUUUGUGUCAUGUUGCUCUAAAUUAGCAAAUGACUAGAGUAUAGUAUUGUCACAUGUCUAUUGAUUUUAUUUAUACGAUCCUUUUCUUAUUAAUACAUUUACAUGUUGUAUGGACUCAUAUAAGAAUCGUAAAGUAGUAGUUACUGAAGAUUUUCUUCCGUUUCUUAAUGUUUACCUUUAUAAUGUUAUAAGGGGAAAUAACGCUAAAGUUCAAUUCUUUUCAUAAUGCUCUUGAAAAUUUGAAACCGCCCUAUGUACCAUGCCAAAAUUGUUGAAUAUAUUUAAAUUUGGUAUUUAAAAAAUGAAAAAUAUUUUCUUUGUUCUACACAGAAA